Messenger RNA from Podarcis muralis (Common wall lizard), 4674 nucleotides. RefSeq names its product APC membrane recruitment protein 3 (gene AMER3). NCBI's taxonomy places the organism in Eukaryota, Metazoa, Chordata, Lepidosauria, Squamata, Lacertidae. The record is from RefSeq and is a predicted model, not a curated record. Gene Ontology annotation, molecular function: beta-catenin binding; phosphatidylinositol-4,5-bisphosphate binding. Gene Ontology annotation, biological process: regulation of canonical Wnt signaling pathway. Gene Ontology annotation, cellular component: plasma membrane.
AGGAGCAAAGAAGCAAAGAGAAGCAACCAGCCCCUUAGAGUCUCACAUGCAUUACAGGAGCUUUUGCAUAAAACACUUAGCAGCCUCAGCAACAAGAAUAUAAUUGCAAAGAUUUCUACUUUUGGUAUGGUAAAACAUGGCACUGAACAGCAAAGGUGAUGAGAUCUGGCAGGGUGGAAGCUUUGCGGGCUAAUACAGCGGGCUGCCAAAUACAGCCAGAAAUGAAAUGCUGAUUUCCUCUCAGAUCCAGAUGUGAUGAGACAACAUGGAGUUCAAAAGAGGAAAAACCUUUAUAAAAUCCAGCAUGCAGCUGACCCAUGAGAAAUUACCUUUAGUGAGCUUGAGUCCUGGGGAAAAGGGCAAUGUAGGAACAGACAUAAGAGAAAGGAGCCACCCUAUAGUUGAAAUCCAAAAAGCAAGUUUUUCUGCAGAUAGAAGCGACAGCAUUUCCAACAGCUCAAUCAAGACUGGAUCUAGUGAGAGCAUCCUGUUGCUCCCAGAAUCCUUCUACAAACCUGUACGGAAAAGUAAAACCCACGACUGUGUUCUGGGAGGUGUGGACAAAACUGAACACUGCAGCUACAAUAACAAGACCUCGGAGGAAGGCGUUGCAGCUCCUGGGAGAAGCAAAGGGCGGAUGAUCAACAGUGCCAGCUUUUCUGGAAUUGGGAACACACAGAAUUCUAGCAGCAAGAAAGAAUCGGUGGGCAACUCGAGCCACUUCUUGAACAGCCCACAGCAGAUGAUUGAUUACCGAAACUUUGUGCCACAGGUGCCCUUUGUGCCAGCGGUUGCAAAAAGUAUCCCAAGGAAGAGGAUUUCCCUGAAGCGAUCCAAAAAAGGCCUCCGGGAUAUAUUUCACAUGAAAAAAAACAAGCCAGAGAGUCUUUCCUUGCUGUCAGAGAAACAAAAAAGGCUGCCAUUUCCAGGCUGCAAGUCAGAGUUGGCAGGCAGGUUCGGCAAGUAUUUCUUCAAAGCUGGAGAAACGUUUUCUGCUGACUGUUUGGCACAAGAAUUUUCUGAUGGCGAGCUGCUGUCAGAGUCCUCCUAUGAGUACUCCAGUGCUCUGUGUGAAGAUGUUGCUUCCCUGAAGAGCUUUGAUUCUCUCACUGGGUGCGGAGAGAUCUUCGCAGACGAGAGCUCAGCUAAUAUGGAACUGGAGGUUAGCAAAGAAAUCUCGCUCAGGCAAUCGCAACAGAAAGAUAGUCCUGCUAUGGGAACCUUUCAAGGUGGAGUGGAGCAGCUUGCAUCCCCAGCCCAGAACGAAGCAGGAGACUUUGCAAAACUUUGGGACAACAUUAACAAAUCAGUGCAGCUGCAUCAGAAGACCCUGUUUGAUAGGAGGCUUCUGAAAAUACCCAGUAGUGAACUGGGAAAGUCUAGAAAUGAGACCAGUGCCUCAGUGACUGAUCUGCUUUCUUCCCCUGACUCUUCCAAAGAGAGUUCCAUAGAUACAGGGACCCCAAAGAGUGACAACCAGGAAUCUAUGUCAACCAGUGAUGAAGGAUAUUAUGAUUCAUUUUCUCCUGGGCAAGAUGAUGAAAUAAGGGAGGACCAGUCCCCUGGGGUACCAGGUAGGUUUCCAAGAGACAGUUAUAGUGGCGAUGCCCUUUAUGAACUAUUUUAUGAUCCCAAUGAGGCUCAGAUCAGCCCAGUUCUAGAUGAUGACCUAUGUAUGUCUGAAAGCACUUCAGAAAAGGCUAUUGAAAUCCCUUUAUCAAUUUACAGCUUUCAUGUAGGGUCGGAAGAAAAUAUGGCUUCUCAACCAGCCAUUGACAUAAUCAGUCAAGGAUUCCUUCACAGCACGUGGAAAGGGAAGGAAUGCUUGCUUAAGCUCUGUGAUACGGAGCUCUCCCUGACCAUGGGAAUCAUCAACUGGCUGAGGAAAAACCCAGGCUUGAUUUCUCCCCAAGACUUUCCCAAGAACCCUCCCCCACAGAUGGAGAGAGAUGGUGAGCCAGUGCCCACCAGUCUCAGCACAUGCCCAGACAUGUGUAAAUCAGCUUUUGAGGAAAAUAAAAACAACGCAGAGACAUCUCCAGCUGAUUGCAAAAAUGGAACUGAGGUAUAUUCAGCGGACAGAACUGAACAAAGCCAAAGUGAUGUUCCUUCGUGCAGCUCAACUCAAGAAAGUUCUCAAGACAGGGAAGGAAAUUGGAGUGCAAUAUCUGGGCUCACAACAGACAACAGCAUAUCGUGCGAUACACAGAGAUCAGAGAGUUGGGAUGAUCUCCUAAUGAGCACUUCUUUAAUGGAGAAGAUAUCUCUCAUAGAAGAAUGCACAGAUCCUAGCAAUGAAACUCUUUCACUAGAAGUUUUGAAUCUGGAGACAAUUUGCCCAACUGAUGAUAACCCACUGGUAAUGGAUAACCAUGAUGCAGAAUCAUGUUCUUCUUAUAUGACUGCUGCAACCUCUCCAGAUUCUCUAGAGACUGGAGAGGAAAAUGAGAUGAAGGAUCAAACCUGGUCUGCUGAAUGUGACAAGCCAACUGAGCCACUGAAUCUCAGUCAUCCCCAAAGCCAGAUCAGCCAGACAUCCAAGGAGAGUGACACGAAUGUAAAGAGGCUUUUGGAACACUGUGUCACUCAGGUUGCUUCCCUAAAGAUCAAUCAUGACUCUGCAAGUAAUCACUUGGAAGAUGAUUGCGUUGGAAAUGAAGUGAGCAGUGAUACAGACGCUAUAGUUCAAUUCACAAACCAAAUACAAAAUGAAUGUAGCUGUAUAACUCCAAGCCCAAAAGGUUCUUCCAGCCACCCUUCAAGCCACUGUAACAUUGAGUCAAAUAUUGGUGCUAGUGUUACGUCUCUUGCGGAUCAAAAGGAAGGUCUCAUUUGUUUUGAAGACCAGAAAAACACAAGUAUCCUAAACUGCAUGGGUCCAGUUGCAAAAAACAAACUACCCUUUGAAUAUGCCCAGCUGAAUAAUCAAGCCCUGUCCUAUAUCAAAGAUUUUAGAUUUGAACUCAGUGCUCAAAAUUCUGCCACCAUGGCACACAUUUGCAGGCCGACAUUUUUGCCACUCUUUGGUUCCAUCUGCUCAGACACAACUAGUGGCUUUUCACAGCCUUUCUGCAGGAGGAGCGGUUUGCUGGAGAAACAUUCACAAGACCAAGAAGUUCCACCAAGCAGCACACCGUUAUGUGGUUAUUCAACGUUCCAGUGCAAAGUACUGCCAAAGGUGUCCACUCUUCCACUUUUAGAGGAUGCUACCAAAGAGAGAGCAGUUAUGGAGAAGACCCGUGAUGACUUGCUGUCAUAAGGAGUGAUGCUAAAGAUCCACGCUCUGCAAAUGCCAAUUUCUCACAUGUAUCAGAAUGAGGUAAGAGACUGGUGUCAUUGGAGACAGAAACCCCAUGAAGACACUCCUGCGGAUGCACCUCCUAAUCUCUUACCAGAAGAAUGUGGAUUUUAAUGAACUUAAUAUUAUAAGCUCUUGACACCUUGCCACUUGGUCCCUUGAAUGGAUGUGUGCAAUGUAUAACGACACACUUGCCCACAGAUUCAGCCUUUUUGAGUUGGAUUAAAAUACUUGUUUUAUUUUAGAAUAUAUACGCCAAAAGAAAGAUUCUCCUGGUUUGGGUAAUGUUGAAAGGCAGUGCCCCAGUCCAGCUAAGGCUGUGCACAUUUUCUUCUGUGCUUACAGUGGAUUUCUCUGCAUGCAGAUGGGUGCUGCACACUUGUUUCCUGGACUGGAAAUCCCACUGAGAAGCAAGUCUCAGUAAUGUGAUCAUCAGCUUUUGAGCUUUCUGCUUCCCUAUCCAUUUCCCUGCAUAAAUGACUGAUGCUUUUAAUGAUGAUCUUGCUCCAGUCCUGGAUGAGGCAUUUACCUCUAACAUCACUAGGUGAAUCAAAUGCAAAACAACAGCAACAAAAAAAAGUUACUGAGUGUGCUCAUGAUCUCGCUCAAGACAGAAUGUGACCCAAAUGCUGCUUUUGAAGCAAUGGUUUAGAAUGAUGACCCUGUUCCAGUAUAUGUGCCAAAAUUUCUCUAGAUAGAAAAGAAAGUACACACUGACCUUACGAAUCUGAAUGUUCAUUUAAUGUUGCAACAUGUCUUGCAUUAGCAGAAAUGAGUUCCCAGGGUGCUGGCCCUUUGCUACCAUGCUGAAUUAGCCAGUCAUUAUGCACUCAAACCGAAGUCAACCAAAAUGAGUUUAACAAGAUGUAACCCAGGCAAAUAUUCUCUCCAUGGCUCAAAUCCUUUCUCUCCAUUGUAUAUAAAGAAGGUCCCAUUUAGCCGGGACCAUCUUCUUCUUUUUUCUUUUGUUGUUUCUUGCAAGACAGGAGCAUCUUUCCCAGACCAGUCACAUCUUCAGUGGAAAUGUUUGCAGUAGAAUACCUAGGCAAAGCGGCUGGUUUUUUCGAUUCUGAUACUCCAGUAUACAGAAGAGAAUGAUAGCACUUACUUUAGAUGCUUUGUUAAUAAUAAAAAAAUAAUAUUGUUGCAUCUAAGAUAUAUUCAGAUAAUAGACCCACUGAAAUCAAUGUUCUUGAUUAACUUCAGUGCAUUUAUUCCAAUGGGUCUACUCUGAGUAUGACUUAGCUGAAUACAACACACAAUUCCUCAGUCUCAUAUAUCCAUAUGACAUAUCUCUUCUUGUAUCAUAGCUGUGCCUUCUAUAUCAUAAUUUAUUUUUGUUGCUUGCAUUGCAUAUUAAAAUUACUUGAAUUCUA